AUGCGGCUCCCGGGACUUGUGAAGGCGGUGUUUCUUCGUCGUCCGCCUCUGCGAGGCGGCUCUGUUGGCCGGAGGCGGCGGGAGCGCUUGGGGGCGGCUGGGGGCGGCGACCACAAGGCCGCCUUUCAGCCUCCAGGAGCGCGCAGAGGAUCACGUGUCCAGGAAGACCUCGCGCCGCUGGAAGACGCCUCGCGGCCACCCGUGUCCUCGCUGUACGGGGACUGCCGGCUGUACGACGACGCCACGAGGUUCGGAGGCGAGGUGUGCGGCUCUGACGGCAUCACGUACCCCAGCUCCCCCUACCUGCGCUGCCUCAACUACCAGCAGCCUGAGCGCCGGGUGUCGGUGCGCCACGCCGGGCCCUGCGCCCGGACGAGACCCUCCUGCCCCUUCUCGCCGCUGUACACCCCUGUGUGCGGCACAGACGGCCGCACGUAUGCCAACACGGAGGCGCUGGAGUGUCGGUGCCUGCAGCGGCCGUCUGAGCUGGAAGUGCGUAUGCACCACACCGGGGAGUGCUACCCCCUGCAGCCGUGUCGUCGGUCCGGCACAUUGGGCACCCCUGUCUGCGCAUCCAAUGGCUUCACCUAUCCCAGCCUGGAUGACGUGGCCUGUCUACGCAGCAUGGGCGCCGGGGUGUACGUGCGGCACGAGGGCGGCUGCUCGCUGCAGGAGGUGCGGGGACUGGUGGGGUCGCAGUACCACGCCUGCCUCGUGGCACGCACGCACCCUGAGUGGAACCCCGUCUGCGGGCUGGACGGCGUCACCUACCCCUCCCCAGUGCUGGUCUUCUGCCGCAGGCCUAAUGAUUGGGGGUGGCAGCCAGGGGAGUGCGGCUCCGAGCUGCACGCCAGCUGCGAGCAGGCGGCCUACGACAGGGACUGUGCCCCCAGGGCGGCCCCUCGACUUGUCUGCGGCAGCGACGGAGAGACUUAUAACUCUGCUGAGGAGUUGCGCUGUGUCUCCAGGAGCAGCAAGUACCUGCGGCUCAGGCACCCGGGUCGCUGCCAGCAACACGACGACCCCUGCCGACGGAGCACCGACCUCGCCGAUGGGGGAUGUCCCGUGUGUGGCUCUGACGGCCGCAGCUACGUCACUCCAGCGGCACUUUGGUGCCACCGCAGGACACACAACUCCCGUCUCAUCUACGUCCAUGACGGACCCUGUCUGCCGAGUCCAAGCCAGUUCUACUGA
This is a messenger RNA of Bacillus rossius redtenbacheri, 1194 nucleotides long. RefSeq names its product serine protease inhibitor dipetalogastin-like. The transcript is spliced from 8 exons. Gene Ontology annotation, molecular function: serine-type endopeptidase inhibitor activity; protein binding. NCBI's taxonomy places the organism in Eukaryota, Metazoa, Arthropoda, Insecta, Phasmatodea, Bacillidae. The record is from RefSeq and is a predicted model, not a curated record. The coding region runs from base 1 to 1194 and encodes 397 amino acids.